Salvelinus namaycush (lake trout) is the source of this 2499-nucleotide messenger RNA. Its product is annotated as transketolase-like. Gene Ontology annotation, cellular component: endoplasmic reticulum membrane; extracellular exosome. Gene Ontology annotation, molecular function: thiamine pyrophosphate binding; transketolase activity. The record is from RefSeq and is a predicted model, not a curated record. Gene Ontology annotation, biological process: ribose phosphate biosynthetic process; pentose-phosphate shunt, non-oxidative branch. NCBI's taxonomy places the organism in Eukaryota, Metazoa, Chordata, Actinopteri, Salmoniformes, Salmonidae. The transcript is spliced from 14 exons. Bases 183 to 2069 code for a protein of 628 amino acids.
GUGUGCUGUCAAUCUUCUUUUUGCUCUAGAUUAGCCAUAUUCAAUCAUAGGUUUACUAACACGCCCCUCUCUCUGUCAUUCUCUCUGCCUCUAUCCCCCGCACAUAUUUCCUAGUCUUGACCCUGACAUUGUUUGUACAGUAUUUUAUUUUUUAAGUGUAAUUUUUACAUAAUUGCGCACAGAUGGAGGACUAUCACAAACCCGACCAGCAGACUCUGCAGGCACUUCGGAACGUAGCCAACCGGCUCAGGAUCAACUCUAUAAAGGCUACAACUGCUGCAGGCAGCGGACACCCCACAUCAUGCUGCAGUGUGGCAGAGAUCAUGUCUGUGCUCUUCUUCAACACCAUGAAGUACCGCCCUGAGGACCCCCGCAACAUCAACAAUGACCGCUUCGUCCUCUCCAAGGGUCAUGCGGCCCCGGUGCUGUAUGCAGUGUGGGCUGAGGCAGGCUACCUGAAGGACAGCGAGCUGCUCAACCUCCGUAAGGUCGACUCCAUCCUGGAGGGACAUCCUGUGCCGAAGCAGCAGUUUGUGGAUGUGGCCACCGGCUCUCUUGGACAGGGUCUGGGUGCUGCCUGUGGGAUGGCCUACACUGGGAAAUACUUUGACAAGGCCAGCUACAAUGUGUACUGCCUGCUGGGUGAUGGGGAGAUGUCUGAGGGCUCUGUGUGGGAGGCCAUGUCCUUCGCCUCUUACUACCAGCUGGACAACCUAGUGGCCAUCCUGGACAUCAACCGUCUGGGUCAGAGUGACCCAGCUCCCCUGCAGCACCAUGUGGAGAAGUACCAGAAACGCUGCGAGGCCUUUGGGUGGAAUGCCAUCAUUGUGGACGGGCACAGUGUGGAGGAGCUGACCAAGGUUCUGAGCCAACCCCGUCACCAGCCCACCGCCAUCAUUGCCAAAACCAUCAAGGGCAAGGGAAUCUCAGCUGCAGAGGACAAGAUGGGCUGGCAUGGGAAGCCCCUGCCCAAGGAGAUGGCUGAGGGGGUGAUGAAGGACAUCCAGGCGCGCAUCAUGAACACCACCAAGCGCCUGUACCCCGCAACGCCCACCGAGGACUCACCGCCAAUCAGCCUGCGCAACGUCCGCAUGCCCAAUGCACCCAACUACAAACUCGGAGAGAAGAUUGCCACGCGGAAGGCCUAUGGCAUGGCUCUUGCUAAGCUGGGCCGCUACAAUGAGCAUGUGGUGGCUCUGGAUGGAGACACCAAGAACUCCACCUUCUCUGAGCUCUUUAAGAACGAGCACCCCGAACGCUACGUUGAGUGCUAUAUCGCUGAGCAGAACAUGGUGAGCAUUGCGGUGGGCUGCGCCACGCGGGAUCGUAACGUGGUGUUUGCCAGCACCUUCGCCACCUUCUUCACACGUGCCUACGACCAGCUCCGCAUGGCUGCCAUCUCUGAGAGCAACAUCAAUCUGUGUGGCUCCCACUGUGGCGUGUCCAUCGGAGAGGAUGGACCUUCUCAGAUGGGCCUUGAAGACAUUGCCAUGUUCAGAGCCAUUCCCACGGCAACUGUUUUCUACCCUAGCGACGGUGUCUCCACUGAGAAAGCUGUGGAGCUGGCUGCCAACACAAAGGGUGUGUGUUUCAUCAGAACCAGUCGCCCAGAGAACACUGUUCUUUACAACAGCAACGAAGACUUCCAUGUGGGACAGGCGAAGGUUGUGUACAAGACCAACGAUGAUCAUGUGACAGUGAUCGGAGCAGGCGUGACCCUACAUGAGGCACUGGCAGCUGCUGAAAUGCUAAAGAAAGAGAGGAUCAACAUUCGAGUGAUUGAUCCUUUCACCAUCAAGCCUCUGGACUCCAAGACCAUCAUCGAGCAUGCCAAGGCCACCAGGGGCCGCAUAGUCACAGUAGAGGACCACUACUACGAGGGUGGCCUGGGGGAGGCGGUGUGUUCUGCCGUGGUGAAUGAGACCGGCUUCAACGUGCACCGUAUGGCCGUGGCCCACGUCCCCCGCAGCGGCAAACCCACUGAGCUCCUCAAGAUCUUCGGCAUCGACCGUGACGCCAUUGCGCAGGCUGUCCGCAAGAUGCUCAGCAGCUCCGCCAACGCCAAAUAGACCACUACCAGCGCCACUGCAACAUGCCGUUGUCAUGGAAAUGUCAACCCGAAAACACUUCUGGCAACACCUGCUCUCCGAGAAUAAGAAUCAAAGGAUUCUAAAAAAGCAAAUAUGGUAUUUCUGUUAACUGUCAUUGAUGUGGUUUUGACCCUUCACCCAUUGAGUUGGCCCCUUGUAAGUUCAGUACUCCACUCCCCCACAAUAGACCCCAUCCUAGAGAAAGUAAUGAGAACUGCUAUAGUCUGAGUGAGGUGAAUGUUUUUUUGAAGAAAAAAAAUGUCUGAUUCUCUCACAUUUUGAUGCGACACACCCUGUACCCCGCGUGAGCGAGUGUGUGAGUGGACAUGGGUCUGGCGUAGAGCACUGUUUUUAACCCCUCAUCCUGACUGGGACUUCACACCAAUAAAGGAAUGGUUUCUUCACACCC